This is a messenger RNA of Columba livia (rock pigeon), 1741 nucleotides long. RefSeq names its product chromosome 6 C10orf88 homolog (gene C6H10orf88). Lineage: Eukaryota; Metazoa; Chordata; Aves; Columbiformes; Columbidae. The transcript is spliced from 6 exons. The record is from RefSeq and is a predicted model, not a curated record. The coding region runs from base 74 to 1411 and encodes 445 amino acids.
AGGCGCUUUCCCCGGCGGCCGCCGCUGCGGGCUGGCGGCGCCGUCCCGGCGGUGUCCGGCCCGCGGUGUCGCGAUGGCGAGCGGCUGCUCGGCGGAGGAGGAGGCGGAGGAGGAGGUGGCGGCCGCUGACCCGGCCGCCGACCCGCGGGAGCCGUGCGGUGUGUCCGUGCGGUGCUCCUGGCCCUGCGCGCCGCCCCACGGGCUGGCCCGGGCGCUCUGCCUGCGGGGGGACGCCAGCAGCGAGGCCGUGGUGGUGGAGCGGCGGGCGGGCGGCGGCGAGGAGCCCUGCGUGCUGCAGCUGGAGUGCCGGCCCCCCGGGGAGAUGGUGUGCGUCGGUGUCCUGAGCGAGGCGCGGAACAUGGAGGUGUACGUGGGCGAGGAGUACUGCGGGACCGGCCGGGGACAGAGCCUGGGCACCGCCUGCGCCCCGGGGGAAACUGACAAGGUUACUUUAUACAACAAGUACCUUAAGUUCGAAUGCCCUGCAACCUCCUGUAGAAUUAAGCUGCUCUCCAUUGGUGAGAAACAAAGAGUGCUCAUCACUAAAAUAGUUGUGCAAGUGAAAACAGUGUCUGCAAAACUAGCAACUGAUUUUCCUUCACUAGGCUCGAGCAUAGAUCUAGACAGAGUGCAAAUGAUAAUGGAAUCCAUGGGGUCCAAGUUGUCUCCCGGUGCUCAGCAGCUCAUGGACAUGGUCCGAUGUCAGCAGAAAAACAGUUUACCUUUUGGAGACAAACUGAAAUGGAUCUUUGGGAAAAACUCAGACUUUGGAGGUGACCUCGCAGUAGAUGGGUUGUGCAGUGCAGCUCUUUCGCCAUCACCAGAUCAACCAGCCAGUGAACCGUUGCCUGGUAAAAACCAUUUAACAAGUGAAACAGCCUAUGAAGACUUAAAAACUGGUCAUGAUCCGAACACACAGGUACCUGAAGGAGAGAAUACUUCUGAUUCUGAAAGACUUACUACCCAGCAAAACACAGUUGACCUCAGAAGUUAUUUUAAAGCCGUGGGAUCCUUGCAAACGCAGCAACAAGCGAGCGAAACCCCAAGUGUAGCCAAUCCACAGGUUCUUCUUCCUUUUCUUCAGAACUUGUGCAGUCAGGUCAAUCAUCUUCGGCUAAAAGAUGGCGAUAGGCGUUUUGGUAAAAAUGUGGUGACUAAAGAGGAAGGCAUUCAGUGUGACGGAGUAGAACAACAGCCUAUUUGCUCCUAUUUGGAAAAGAUCAUCUCAAAAAAUAUGGAUCUGAUGGAGAGAAAACUAAUGGACUAUAUUGAUCGCCAGAUCCAGGCUCUUCAGACACAUAUAGAUAAUAAAAUGGUUCUCUUAAUGGACUUGGUUCAGAACUCAAAGCCAAACAAAAUUUCACAAGCGCACUAUGAUUCUAACGAAGGGUUUUCUAAUGGGGAGAGAUAGAUGUAUGUGGAUAUAGGACUUCAGUGUAAGUACUUCAAGGGCAAUUAUACUUUACAAAGCUUAGUAUUUAUGGAGUUAUAACUGUAAAGAACCUCAGUGUUGUUUACUUGCAUUUUGUUACUGUAAUUCUAUCCACUAUUGUACACAGUUGUUAGUUUUAUGGAACAUCUUAAGAAUGUGUUUUUUUUCCUAAAUGCAAGAAUUUUGUAUGCCCUUUGUGGCUUAUUUAUUUAAAGCGCAUUGCUGAAAGCCGUAGGAAACACAGUUCCAGUUUGAACAACGGAGAAGUACUCUAAAUAAACUGAAUUACAGUGUAUCUUUUUACCUGCA